Molecule: messenger RNA, 1376 nt
Organism: Alternaria rosae
Lineage: Eukaryota; Fungi; Ascomycota; Dothideomycetes; Pleosporales; Pleosporaceae
Product: dihydrodipicolinate synthase 2
Exons: 1
Coding region: 103-1050 (315 amino acids)
Molecular function (GO): 4-hydroxy-tetrahydrodipicolinate synthase activity
Source: RefSeq, a predicted model, not a curated record
GAUAUACUACCCCACCUGCACCCCACCUCCCCGCUUUGAUCACCAAAGUCUACCAAGAAAGCAUACCAUUUCCAGAGGCUAUUAUCAACAGCUACAGUCGCAAUGGCUCCUCCUCCGGCUCCGGGCGUAUGGUGCCCUGCAGUAACCUUCUACACCCCCGAAAGCGACACGGCAACCUUGGAUCUUGCCGCACAGAAGCAGUAUUUCGCAUACCUCUCCAAAUCAGGUCUCACUGGUUUAGUCAUUCUUGGCUCCAAUGCCGAAGCAUUUCUCCUCACUCGUGAUGAGAAGAGGGCAUUGAUGAAAUGUGCUCGUGAGGCCGUCGGCCCCGACUACCCUCUGAUGGUCGGCAUCUCAGGCUUCUCUGUACCCCAGGUAAUGGAGAACAUUAGCGAUGCAAUUGAGGCUGGAGCAAACUAUGGGCUUUUGCUACCAGCGGCAUACUAUGGGCCAGCGGCUUCUAAAGAAGUCGUCAUGGCCUUCUACAAUGAGGUCGCGCAGAAAUCCGAAUUGCCUAUCGUCAUCUACAACUUCCCGGGUAUCUGCAACGGGGUGGACCUUGAUUCUGUCACGAUAGCCGCGCUCGCAAGACAGAACCCUGGCAAGAUCGUCGGGGUGAAGUUGACGUGUGGCAGCGUCGCGAAGAUAACCAGGCUAUGUGCUGAGCUGCCGAGCGAUACCUUCUCCACGUAUGCGGGUCAGGCAGAUUGGUUGGUCGCUGGCCUCGCGGUCGGAAGUGCAGGAUGCGUGUCGGCAUUCAGCAACGUUUUUCCGAAGGUCUGCUCGACAAUCUACGAGUGGUAUACUACUGGCAAGCCUCAAGAGGCCUUGGAACUGCACCGAAAGGCAGCGCUGGCAGAGAGUCCGAUCAAGGCUGGAAUCGCACCAACGAAGCAUGCUGUUAGUCAAUACAGUGCGAAAGCUGCUGGUAUCGAGGGCGCAGAGGAAAAGCUCAGCCCAAGGCGACCAUACUUGCCAGUUAGUGACGCGAUCAAGACGAACGUAAAGGAUGCCAUGGAAGAGCUUGCUACGAUAGAGAGCAUCUUGUAAAAGAGGCUGAGAGGAUACCUAGGUAGGGUUUCCUAGUUAGUUCCGGUAGAAGUACUCGCAUCUCGCGCCAUGGCAAGCAUAGCAUCCCCAUCAUCACUUCCAAAUGUAUAAUAUGUGACGGACGGCCUCCGCUCUCGAAGAUAUUCUCGUUCCUGUAAUGAAGCCAGGAGCCGAGACAAGGACUCGUGAAAGUGCAGACCCUUGAUUUAGCGGCGCACGUGCCUUAUCGAUAACCAACAUUCACGUCUCGAACUUUUUCCUACGCUACUCAACACAACGAAAUGGCGGCGCAAAGAGGAGCAAGCGGUAUUGAAAAGAAGAAGCGG